Molecule: messenger RNA, 2128 nt
Organism: Phlebotomus argentipes
Lineage: Eukaryota; Metazoa; Arthropoda; Insecta; Diptera; Psychodidae
Product: solute carrier family 23 member 2
Exons: 2
Coding region: 234-2105 (623 amino acids)
Biological process (GO): transmembrane transport
Cellular component (GO): membrane
Molecular function (GO): transmembrane transporter activity
Source: RefSeq, a predicted model, not a curated record
ACUUAAAAGCUCCCUUAGUAUUGUUCUAUGCGCGGAAGUGAAGCACAUACUCAGAAGUUCUCAGAAGAAAGUGCAGUGAUUCUUUUGUGAUGGCAGAGGAAAACCAUUCAAAUACAGUGAGUAGUUAAAUACAAUCGAUUCACACUAAUAAUAAUAAAUUGAUAGGUAAUUAGCAAACAAUUGAUAAGCGUCAAGAGCACAUAAUAGGAACAUUUUCAGUGAGAUUGUGCAUUAUGCAAUUUAUUUGUGCAGUCGUCGUUGAUAAAAAGCAACUGGUCGCAUUCGCGCCAAAAUGUUCGGAAUUUCUUGGUUUCCGGGUUCAAAACCUUGAGUCACGUGAUGUGAUAAUCCAUUCCAAAUUAUGCUCUCACCAGCAGAUUCCCAUGGCCAAUGCCUUGACCAUCGGAGAAAUGACGGAACCCACAGACAAUCCCGCCCAGGAUGUACCAGGGAAGAAAGGAAUGGACAUAACUUACGGGAUUGACGAUGUUCCGCCCUGGUAUUUGUGCAUCUUCCUCGCCAUUCAGCACUACAUGACCAUGAUUGGCGCCAUUGUGUCUAUUCCCUUCAUCCUCACGCCGGCGUUGUGCAUGGAGGAUGAGAAUCCCGCCCGUGGAAUCAUCAUAUCCACCAUGAUCUUCGUCACGGGAUUAGUUACUUGGUUCCAGGCCACGUGGGGAUGUCGACUGCCAAUUGUUCAGGGCGGGACAAUUUCCUUUCUCGUGCCCACACUGGCGAUCCUUCAUUUGCCUCAGUGGCAGUGCCCAGCGCCCGAAGCCAUGGCCAUGAUGUCGUUCGAUGAGAAGGAAGAGAUCUGGCAAGUGCGUAUGAGGGAGCUUUCAGGGGCCAUUGCAGUCGCUGCUCUCGUGCAAGUCAUCAUCGGCUACACAGGACUCGUGGAGCGCCUCAUAAAGAUCAUCACGCCACUGACCAUCGUGCCGACAGUGGGUCUUGUGGGACUCACACUCUUCGAGCACGCCGCCACCACGGCUUCCAAGCACUGGGGAAUCGCCGUCGGCACAACAGCCAUGCUCACGCUCUUCUCCCAAGUGAUGGUGAACGUGAAUAUUCCUGUCGUGAAGUACCGCAAAGGACAUGGCCUGGAAACUCGUCCCUUCGCCCUGUUCAAGCUCUUCCCCGUUCUGCUGACCAUCGCCAUCAUGUGGGGCCUCUGUGGCCUCCUCACGCUCUUCAAUGUCUUCGAGCCGGGCAAUCAAGCUCGCACAGAUGUGCGUCUUCGCGUCCUUACAGACGCUUCAUGGUUCCGCGUGCCAUAUCCUGGCCAGUUUGGCGUCCCCACAGUCACUCUAGCCGGCGUCCUGGGCAUGCUGGCCGGCGUCAUUGCGUGCACAGUGGAGUCCGUCAGCUAUUAUCCCACAGUCUCCCGAAUGUGCGGCGCCAAAGGCAUUCCAGCGCACGCUCUGAAUCGCGGCAUCGGCGUCGAGGGCUUGGGAACGAUGCUGGCCGGACUCUGGGGCAGUGGAAAUGGCACCAACACAUUUGGCGAGAACGUGGGCGCCAUUGGGAUCACGAAAGUGGGCAGUCGCAGAGUAAUACAGUGGGCAGCGGCCAUCAUGAUUGUUCAGGGUGUUGUAAGCAAGUUCGGAGCAGUGUUCAUGAUGAUUCCUGAUCCUGUUGUCGGCGGGAUUUUCUGUGUCAUGUUCGGUAUGAUUUGUGCGUUUGGGCUUGGAGCUCUGCAAUACGUGGAUCUGCAGUCAGCCAGAAAUCUCUACAUCCUGGGAUUGUCUCUCUUCUUCCCGCUGGUUCUCUGCCAGUGGAUUCAGAAACAUCCCGGCGUCAUCCAAACCGGAAAUGAGACAGUCGAUGCGACUUUGUCUGUCCUUUUGGGCACUUCUAUCCUUGUGGGAGGCGUCAUUGGAUGCUUCCUGGAUCACAUCAUUCCAGGAACAAGGGAAGAGCGUGGCGUCGCGGCGUGGGAGAAAGAAAUUAACUCAUUUUCCAACGAUUCUCCACAGGAUGGAAAUGAAAAUACGUCCUGUUCAACGUAUGAUUUUCCUUACGGCAUGAAUAUCUUGAGGAAAUGUCGAUGGACAUCUAAAAUACCUUUCCUGCCCACUUAUCGACCAUCCUCAAAGAGGAAUUAGAGACACAAAUUAGACAUGUACAA